CAAAGCCAUGAUGUAGGAUGUGAAGACUGAUCUGAAAGAUUUGCUCAGCCAUGCGGAGAUCCAUAUGUCACGACUGGCUUCCUUCACCACUAACGGAGAUAAUCUUUCACAAAUACAAACAGGAUCUUCAAGAAGAAGGUCUUUUACACAAGACAGUUUCUUUAGGGACAUGCAAGGGGAAUCGCAGGGUCGAAGAAGCAGUUUGCAUACUAGGCCUUUUUCUUAUAAUCAGAAGAGUUCUGCAAUCAAACCUGGAAAAACAAAAGACAACCUGCAUUUUUCUCUUGAAAAUAGCAACCUCAGAUUUGGAGUAAUUCCGCAAGAACUUCACUACAGGCUUCUUGAACUUGAUGACUACAAGUCUAGGACCAUUGCUAUAGAGGAGCUAAAAUACCUCAUUCAGGACUUUGACUUUAGCUCAGUGGUGCAUUCAGAUGUGGUUGGACUCAAGUUUUUGUGCAACUUAUUAGAAUGAUAAAACUUUACAGUUGUGCACAUCACAUUAGAUGUUCUUAAUUGUUUAGUCAUCAACCGCCAAGGUGUGGAUGAAUUUCUUCCACAUGUUGUAGCUUCCACAGUAAAAGUCCUUGGGGACAGUAAGAUAACUAUUAAACAAGAGUACAUGAAAAUUUAUAUGAGACUAAUGAAAGUGGUUGGACCAUUCAAAGUGUUGACUAUAUUGCUUGAACAUCUAAAGCACAAAUACUCCAGAGUGAGGGAAGAAGUUGUCAACAUUUGGAUUAUUUCAUUAUUGACUUACCCAAGUGAAGAUUUCGUCUUGCCAUUUUUAGCAUGUGAAAUUGCUCCUUGUUUAAUAGAUAGCAAGAGAAAGUGUCGCCAUGCUGCCUUAGAGGCCUUUGCUGUCUUGGCUGCAAUCUAUGGCCAGAAAAAAAGUAGUCUCCUUAAGGCUGUAGAUGCAGUAGAGCUUCUAGAAAAUGGUGAUGGCUAUAAUGCAGUUCAAGCAAGACUUGCGCGGAAAACCCUUCCCAGAAUAACACCUCAAGGUUUGAUAGAAUAUGCGCUUCCAUGUCCAUCAUCUGCCCAGACAAGAAGUACUCACCACUUACCUGGAGCAGAUACAAACUGGCUUUUGACAGGCAAUCGUGUUCAAAGUGCACAGUAUCAUUCUGGUGACCAUACUGGAAGAAAUAUUGUCCCUCACAUAGAUCCUGUUGCUCGAAGGAUCCUUAGUGCAGGGAAAGGAAAAAAUAAACUACCUUGGGAAAAUCAGUACCCUGGAGCCUUAGAUGUUUUUCCAGGAAAUCCAACUCCUGUUGUGUUGCAGCCAGAGCAGUGCUCCUCUCGGUUUGAUGGGCACCAUACACCUAUUGUAAAAACACCUAUAGCGAAAACCAAAACUUCUGCUAGCAAUACAUCGCCUGAAAAUCCCACCAAUAAUGCUAACCAACCGGCUGUGCCUGCACCAGCUUUACUCCCGGCAGUAGCUCUGCCUCCUCAUUGUUCCGGGGCUUUUUUUCCUCAGGAAUGGGCAGGAAAAAAUGAAUCUCCAAUUCGGUUAAAAGCUGCAAUGGUGAGAGUUCCAUCUGCUCGAAAAGACCUUAACAGAACUCGACCAGUUCCUCCUAUAACUAAAAUUGCUCCUUUGUCUCCAAGUAACGGUAUUGUUACUAGCAACCAAGUAAAUAACCAGAGAAAAAUAACUGAAAAUACUCUAGAAGACGAAAAACUUGGAAUUGAUCUUUCAGAUCUAUGCUUAAAAGAUGACGAGGAAGAUGACCCUGAAGAGAUGAAUAGUUCUCUUCGCAAUGUACGAAACAGCGCAGCUAAGAAAAGAGCUAAGAUGACCGGCAGCUUGUCAGACCUGGAUAGCCCUGACUCUAUGAAAAUGGAACUAAACUUGGACUCUCCAACUAUGACUUCUUCUCCAACCAAUGUCUCUUACAGCGAAAGUGGAGUCUAUAGCCGGGAAUCUCUUGCUUCGCCAACGUCUCCUGUGCUGCAUAUGAGGCAGAUAUCUGAUGUGACUUCUAUUCCUAAAUCAAAGGCGCGACCCCCUAGACUUCCAUCUCCCCGAAAUAAGGAUACUUACAAAAAACUAGAACAUCAUCAUCAAGGAACAUCUACUCAAGAGAAACCAGUGAGAGUAGUCGGACAACGUAUGCAUUAUAGAAAUGGCAUCAUAGAUGCUGAAGAAGAUCAUACAAAAGAGCUGUCUCUUGGCCAUACAAAACAUCAGCCCAAAGACCAACAGAAACCUUUAAAACCUAUGAAAGGAAUUACUGGAUCAGCCUCAAGUUUUCAGCAAAUCAGUUCCUAUGAUUAUGACUGGACACAUUCAGAAGGUUCAGUUGCUAUAGUUGGAAAGGGUGUGUUUGAAUAUCCUUCACCUGUUUCUCGGACACACAGCCAGUCCUCGUAUACAGCUGCUGAGGACCAGAGUGCUGUAAAGCAAAACAUUCAACCCCCAGCUGGUAUCUAUGGAAGAGCAGUGCAGCAAAACAAUUCCACUGCUGAAAUUGAUACAAAAGUCACCAUGUCAAAAUCAGCCAGAGACAAGAUGAGGCAGAAGAAAGAAUGUAGCAUAAAGGAAAUCGUAGAAAUCAAGGAUUCUGAAAAGAAAGACCUGGUUGCAAAAGAACAACUCCACCAUACUGACCCUAGUCCUGUGAUCACAGAAAUAUGGAGAUCAAAAUCUGACUGCGCAGAAAAUGUAGUUGAAAUAAGUCCCCCAACCCUAAAAAGAACAUCCAGCUUAAAACAUUCCUCAGUGCAGAGCCAAUACAGAGACCGAAAACCAUCCAUCACCCGUAGUUCUGAGGUUAUUGACUCUUCUGUGCUUAAAGAACUAAACAAGCCUGAGAUCUCGGUGGCAGAAGCUUUAAGAUUGAUGUCUGAUGAUGAUUGGGAAAAGAAGAUUGAAGGGCUGACUUUAGUUCGCAGUUUGUCUACCUUCCACUCUCAUUUGGUGAUCGAGAGGCUUCAUGACCUGAAACUUGCCGUAACGCAUGAGGUAAAGAAUUUGCGUUCCAGUGUCUCCAGAGCUGCUAUCAUCUGCUUAGGAGACAUGUUCAUUUACUUUAAGAAGAACAUGGAUUAUGAGCUAGAUAACUGUGUCAGAGUGCUACUGCACAAGGCUGGAGAACCCAACACAUUUAUUCGAGAGGAUGUCGAUAAGGCGCUUAAUGCAAUGGUACAGAAUGUGACUCCGGUUCGUGCUCUCACAUCCCUCAUAAACGGAGGACUCAGUCACUUAAAUAGUGUUGUGAGAAAAUGUACAGCUCAACAUCUAUCUGAUUUAGUGGAGAGAAUGGGACCAGGACGUAUUUUAUCUGGAAUAAAGGAUAUCACAGAUCGGGUUCUUCCUGCUAUUGUCAAGUUUGCCCAGGAUGGUUCUCAGGAAACAAGAUUCUAUGGCCGGAAGAUGCUUCAAUUUCUUAUGUCACAUCCUGAUUUUGAUAAAAUGCUGGAGAAGUAUAUUCCUACAAAGGAUUUAUCUUACCUAAAGGACUUAAUUAGAAAUAUACAGCAAAAGGGUAUAGGGGAGAUCCAAGAUGCUCCAUCAGCUCGGGGAAGACGCUCGUAUCACGGCAGUGUUAGCAGCCUGAGAGCUUCAUCUGUGUCACAGAAUACUCACAGUGCAUUAGAAAGAUGAGUUCUGGUCAUAAUAAGAUGAUGUUUCCAUGACAAGUUAACGGAUCUCUUUUAUGGUUAAUUAAUGAAGAAGAUGAAGAAAAUCAACACAUCUGUGUGGAUUUCUCAAUGGACCACAAACCUUUUCCUAAACCAGCUUACAAACAACUAAUAUGGUUACUGCUUCACCACAAUAUUGCCAUAUUACAGUUCGCAAAAAAGAAAUCUAGGCCAUUUAUUCCUAAAUAAUUGUAAAAAUAUUCAAAGUGAAUAAUUUAUAUAUACUGUAUGAUAAGUUUUUUUUUUUGUAGAAUUAUUAUUUGAUACAAAUAUUAAGGUUUUACAGUGAUUAGUUUUAUGACUAAUCAUCAUCCAUAUAUUUGGUACAGUGUUAUAUAAGCAAUGAGUUGGCAUUGAUGCCCAAGUGUUGAAAACGCAUCUUCAAACAAAACGGUUAACAUAUUCUAUGUUAAAUAUAUCUAAGGAUUUAUUUUCCAUGUUUGUAAUUUAUUUGAUGUUCUUAAAUAUAGUUCUAAGAUUUAUAUUUGAAGAAGGAGAUUAAUUACUCGUAUAAGAAAGGGAAGUAAUCUAUCGUUAUAGGAAAGUCAUUUUAUAAUAUAUUGUUAAUGCCCCAUAAACUUUGUUGUUCUUCAAGACAUCUUAUUUAAAGCUGGUUUCAUAAUGUAGUUAGAAUAGAAAGGUUAGGCUACAUGAAUACAGCACAUGGCAGGAAUUACCCUAUAAUAUAUAGAUUGUAUUAUCUUCACUUGUUAUAUUUGCAAUUCUUUCUAUUACAAAUAUCAUAGAGAGUCUAGAUAAUAUCACAUUUGUUUUGCUGUCUUGGUGUCCUUUUUUGAAGAUCAUAUGUAGGUAGGCUUAGCAGCAAUGCACUGCUGGGAGAUAGCUGGUAAAUGCUGGCUGAAAUUUUUUUUUUUGUCAUUGUGGUUAUGUAGCUCCCUUAGGGCAUUGCCCUGGGUCAGCAACAAAGGAUACCAAAAGAACAAAGCUAAUUUGAUAAUAGAAGAUAUUUGGAAUGUUGAUUAAAAUUGCACGCUCUACCUUUAAGCUUUUUAUACAAGAACAUUUCCAGCGUUUAAUGCAAUAAAAUUACUGAAGAUAUUCAUAUAUCAUCAGGGUUUUAUUGGCUAAGGGAAACAAUAAUAUUUUUUGAUUUUCAUGAGAAAUGUACUUACGUUUCAGGUCCUUAGCAGUUGCUGAAUGAACAUGUAAAUUUAUAAAUGACCUUUUAAUAGAGGCAUACAUUUCCUACAUAGCUAUAAAUCUUAGAAAUCAAUUUUGCAUAUACAGUGUAAUCCAAAAAUGAAAAAUAAUUUUUGCGGAAAAAGCCACUACAAAUAUUUUCACCUUUCUUCAAAUCUUUUAACUGCACCUGAAACAAACACUACCAAUUUGGGACUGAAAUUCAGGGUUUGCAGGACUGUUCCAUGCAAUUGGGAGGGAAUCUGCUUCCUGGUAAUUUAAUAAUUGUAUGCUAUCAUUACACAGUGUGUACAGGAAGAACGCAUUUGGGUAAUAUGGAGAUGAGUGACGCAGUGUAUCACACAAGCACAGAGCACCACAUUUGGCAGCAUGGUGUUAUUAAAUAAGCAAAUGUUUUCCAAA
This is a messenger RNA of Bombina bombina (fire-bellied toad), 5214 nucleotides long. It is a transcript of the gene TOGARAM1, whose product is annotated as TOG array regulator of axonemal microtubules 1. The record is from RefSeq and is a predicted model, not a curated record. Gene Ontology annotation, cellular component: cilium; cytoplasmic microtubule. Gene Ontology annotation, molecular function: microtubule binding. Gene Ontology annotation, biological process: microtubule cytoskeleton organization. NCBI's taxonomy places the organism in Eukaryota, Metazoa, Chordata, Amphibia, Anura, Bombinatoridae.